Messenger RNA from [Candida] anglica, 1251 nucleotides. Lineage: Eukaryota; Fungi; Ascomycota; Pichiomycetes; Serinales; Debaryomycetaceae. The record is from the annotation of a GenBank genome assembly.
CAUCUACAUUUAUUCAGUAGCUUACGCUUAUAUUACUAGUCUCUAGACACUCCACUUCUACUUUAACUUCAACUUAAACUCCCUGGAACUCUCCCUGGCACUCUCCCUGGCACUCUCCCUGGCACUCGCACCCCCCAAACUUGCACCCCCCAAACUUCAACCCAACUUGCACCCCCCAUACAACUUGCACCCCCUACUUCCAUCCAUGAACAGAACCAAAUCCUUCUCCUCCCCGCCAGAUUCAGAGGGGAUCUUUGAACGGUCACUCUCAACUUCAAUGCUGUCCCUCCCUCCACAAUCUCGUCACAAACUCGCGCGAACCAUGUCCAACUGCUCACAGCAUUCGGCCAGUAGUUACGCGGUCCCCACCCAUCACAGCACCGAGGACUUUAUUGCCCCCGUACUAGACUCCACCACCGAGAUUCUUUCCAACCCUUCGCUUGACUUUAGCAACGUCAACAUUGUCUGUUGUUGUGAAGACACCGACCGUGACUCCAUGGACGAGGAUGCCGUCUCCUCCACCUCCGGUGUCCAAUCUUUGUCUGCUCCUGUUCCAGGAGCACCACCGCUAACCUCUUCCUCUGGUGUCGACGAGGGAGACAACACCACUGGCCCUUGUGGUCACCCAAAGUAUAGAAAGUCGCGUUCGCGGUCUCGUUCGCGCUCAAUCAUUUGCAACUCCCUCAUGAGCUCAAUGUCACUGCCCCCCACAUCCCAGUCAGUUCUGACGGCCCACCCACACUCGCACUCGCACUCGCACCCCCACCUGCACCCCCACUCACUGGCAACGGGUGCCGGUCCCCGUUCGCCACCCCUGGGCCCCAAAUCUCCGUCAGUUCGCUCAAACUUGUCGAACGCCUCGCUCUCGAGUCAUUUCCACCACGGCAGCCCCUCGCUCGCACCGGACGCUAAAACCAUCAAUUUCUACUCCUACGCAGACAUGCUCGACAAGGAAAAGGACUCAGAGACCGGCUUUCUGGGCGAUGAUCUCGACUCCGAGCCCUCGUCCGCGCGCCCCCACCACCACCACCACCACUCCCCCACGUUCAAGGGCUUCUCCUUUGCGGGCGCCGCGGGUUCGCACGAGGUGCACUCAAGCGCACCCCCCGCGGUGGGCACGUUCCUGUCGUCUCCUCCACCACCCCAGACCACCUCCGUCGACGGCUUCACCACCCUCUCCAUGAAGGAGUACAUCUCAAAACUUACGUAGAGACCCACCAGUCGUCAUUUUAUUAAAACUAAUGUAUACAA